Molecule: messenger RNA, 1518 nt
Organism: Penicillium angulare
Lineage: Eukaryota; Fungi; Ascomycota; Eurotiomycetes; Eurotiales; Aspergillaceae
Exons: 3
Coding region: 1-1518 (505 amino acids)
Source: RefSeq, a predicted model, not a curated record
AUGCUGAUGUUGUUGACUAUACAGAUAUUUCUGUUUGCCUAUGCUCUAUUGUCAGCGGUCGCUUUGUCUAGGGAGCAAUCAAACCGAAAGACCCCCAAGAGUCUGUUGAUGAACAAUGACGUUGAUAAUAUCUCCCAUGAUAGCCAGGAAAUUAUGAGUUGCAGUCCAUUCAACACUCAAAAUGAUCCACCGCUCUUUGACUCGUAUGACCAACUCGAUCAGUCCUCGCUCUUUGCCCCAACUCCCGGAUAUGCCCCGACUCCAGGAUAUGCCCCGACUCCAGGAUAUGCCUCAACGCCAGGAUAUGCCCCAACGCCAGGAGAUGGCUUUUGCCAGACGCCCUCCAUGAUGAAUUCUAUUAGCCCUGAGAAUCGCCCAGGUGAUGAUUUCUCCAGACAGCGCCAAUCGCCACAACUUGGUCAGAUUCGUCUACUUCAGCUGGGUGAGUGGGAGGAAGGGAGGUCAUACGACGAGCUUCCACCCACCUGUCUUCAUUAUUCGAUUUUGUGGAAGGUGACCCUCAAUAAUAAAACAAUCCGGAAAAAUACGGAGCAAGACUUGAGAAGAGUUGAACUAGAUGAUACAACAACCGUUGUAUCAGUGAAUCACCGUAAUCAGCCAGACCUCACUCUUUCCUGUGACCAAACUGAUGUGGAUUGGCCUGCUGUGGAGAAACAGCUUCUAUUGUGGGGCGAUCUUUUCCGCGCUGGGAAGAAACUAACACUGAAUAUGACAUUCAGCUACGUUGAGAGUAGCCACAUCCUAAGGCCCAGCCCAAGAGGGACAGACAAAAGAGGGGCUUCAUCUGCUACCCAGCUCAUGUUGCUUGAACGGCAGGCAGAUAUCAGCGCACAGGAACAGGCCACUGGGCAACCUCCUACUUGGGACUAUGUUUACAGUCUGAUGCGGUGCUCCAGUGGAGCAUGUGAGCUGGGGCCGCAUUGCUGGCGUGACCCUAUUAGCAAAAAGCACAUUAAACUAACAGUACAGAACCUGAGGGCCCUGGUGAAUUUUGCUGAACAGGGCGGUGUGUUAAAAUCCCACGAUGACGUUCCCGAGUCAAUUCGUGAACAACUAUAUAUACAGGAGCAGCAACGACUUGACAGGCAAAAGAGCGGUGCCCAGUCCACAAAUGGAUAUCCUCCUAUAAACAUCACCAACGUCCUUCCUACGCAGUCUUCCCCUCACUCUGUGCCAACCACACCGACGCCGACGCUGACGCCGAAUAUGUGUAAUGGAAAAGUGUCUACAGAUUUCAUCGAGAUCCCUGGUCUGCGAGACCUUGCCGUUGCUGAAUAUAGUGACUGGCAGCAAUCACAAGUCAAUGAUGAAAAACUGAAAGCUGAAUUUCGCAAAGCUUGUGAUACUGCACUUGAAGAUGGACUGGAUCUUGCCCAGAUUCAUGAUGAUCAGGACCCGGGAUUCUUCAUAAAGAAUGGCGUUAAAAGAGGCAUUGCUCGCCGUUUUGUCGGGGAUAUCAAUUAUUGGAUUAAGCAUUAUAAGUGUAAUAUUGAGUAG